Messenger RNA from Rhagoletis zephyria (snowberry fruit fly), 730 nucleotides. RefSeq names its product oocyte zinc finger protein XlCOF19-like. Lineage: Eukaryota; Metazoa; Arthropoda; Insecta; Diptera; Tephritidae. Gene Ontology annotation, cellular component: nucleus. Gene Ontology annotation, molecular function: DNA-binding transcription factor activity, RNA polymerase II-specific. The record is from RefSeq and is a predicted model, not a curated record. Gene Ontology annotation, biological process: regulation of transcription by RNA polymerase II.
ACGUCUACACACGCUUUGGAAAUACAUGAGGGAAAACAGCAUUUGAAUAAAGCAAUUAAACUUAAGGAAUGUCCAGUAUGCAAGAAAAAAUUCAGCACAAAGUAUUUAAGUACACAUAUGGACAUCGUACAUGUGGGAAAGCGUAAAUACACUUGUGAUACUUGUGGUGGCUCGUAUAAAUGCCGUGAUACUAUUAACCGACACAAGCGAUUGCAUGCGAAGGAAUGCAACUUCCCAUGUAAUGUAUGUGAUAAGAACUUUAUUGAUAAAACAGAACUCAAAGUACAUAUGCGAGUUCAUACGGGCGAAAGGCCAUUCAGCUGUCAUUUGUGUGACCGCCGAUUUAGAAUUAGAGUUCAUCUCUCCUAUCAUUUACAACGUCAUGAUAACGUCAAGCAGACAUGUAAGGUAUGUGGCAAAGAGUUCAUAAACAGCGAGUCUUUACGAAUCCAUUCGUUCCGACAUAAAGGUAUAAUGCCAUAUAUGUGCCUUAUAUGCGAUUACGGCAGCGCAAAACGUAAUUAUUUUGUAACACAUAUGCUUCAUAAACACGGUAUAACUAUGACGGAUGAUGAAUUAUUUGCAAUGUUCAAAGCGAAUACAGGCCGAUCUCCACGCGUAAAAUUAGCGAAAGAAUUAGAAAUCAUGGAAAAGAACUCAAUAAAUUUAAAUUAAAACAAGUAAUUUUUAAGCAAAAAACAAAACUGACUUCAAUUCUCAUAUAAAAGUU